Molecule: messenger RNA, 414 nt
Organism: Fonsecaea erecta
Lineage: Eukaryota; Fungi; Ascomycota; Eurotiomycetes; Chaetothyriales; Herpotrichiellaceae
Exons: 1
Coding region: 1-414 (137 amino acids)
Source: RefSeq, a predicted model, not a curated record
AUGCUCUUCCGCACCCAUCAAAUCCGCGGCUUCUUCGACGAGGUCGCCUGUAGAUACUGUUUUCGCUUCGCUCAACAAGAUGAAGAGAAGCAGAAGGGCCCCGAUUCUUCGACCCGCACGUUUGCCGACGAUGUCAAUGGAACACGCGAUUUAGAGGACUCGGUGCAGAUGUUCUGGGAGGACGCGGCCACCAGCACCUUCAACAGCUUCGUAGAGAUCGCCCGGGCCAUGGCCCUGAUCGGCCUGCCCACGCCCAAUGAGAAGGCCCUGCCCCUGCACCACUGCCUGCGCAACGCCCUGCGCUUCAAGAAGCUGCCACGCAAUCGAGAUGCACUUCCCUGCAGCGUCCUGAGCCGGUCGAGUCGCCAUCCCCAUCAUCCUCGCCCUGAGUAUAUCAUGCAGUUGGGUCGGUAA